Scaptodrosophila lebanonensis is the source of this 1078-nucleotide messenger RNA. Its product is annotated as methionyl-tRNA formyltransferase, mitochondrial. Gene Ontology annotation, biological process: conversion of methionyl-tRNA to N-formyl-methionyl-tRNA; biosynthetic process. Gene Ontology annotation, molecular function: methionyl-tRNA formyltransferase activity. The transcript has 4 exons. Bases 1 to 1074 code for a protein of 357 amino acids. Gene Ontology annotation, cellular component: mitochondrion. The record is from RefSeq and is a predicted model, not a curated record. NCBI's taxonomy places the organism in Eukaryota, Metazoa, Arthropoda, Insecta, Diptera, Drosophilidae.
AUGAUAAAGACAGUUUGCAGCAAAAGUUUAGCCAAUACCUUUUAUAAAUAUAAGCGAAAAGUUGUGCAGCAUGUUUGCCAUAGCGUGACCCGUCUCCAUUCAUCUAAGCAAAGCCAAACACCGAAAAUACUAUUUUUUGGGACGGAUCGUUUUUCAUUGCCAAGCUUAGAGAAUUUACAUAAAAACUGCGGGUGUGAUAUAAAUAUGAACACACUUGGUGUCGUUACGUCCUUCAAGAAUCCCGCAAAUUGUGUCCGGAGUUAUGCUGAGCGUGAGCAUUUGCCAUUGCAGCAUUGGCCCAUUACUAGCGCAGACUGUGCCGGCUAUGAUUUAGGUGUGGUGGUCUCCUUUGGUCACCUGAUACCGGCAUCUAUUAUAAAUGCUUUCCCUCUUGGUAUGAUCAAUGUACAUGCAAGCUUGCUGCCUCGCUGGCGUGGAGCAGCACCUAUCAUCUACGCCAUUAUGCAUGGAGAUGCUAUAACAGGUGUUUCAAUUAUGAAGAUCGAGCCUCAUCACUUUGACGUUGGUGCAAUAUUAGCACAAAUGGAGGUACCCGUUAGAAGUGAUGUAUACAUGCCGGAGUUGCAUGCUUCCUUGGCACAGACAGGUGCAAACCUUUUGAUGGAAGUAGUAAAUGACAUACAUGAGAAACUCCAAAAUGCGAAACCACAAGAUAAUUAUUCUGCAACAUAUGCACCAAAGAUUACGUCGCGCAUUACGGAAGUCGUCUGGUCCGACUCGAGCGCAGUCGAAUUGUAUGCCCGGCAUCGAGCUCUCUACGGUUUUAAAAGUCUUACAACAAGUUUUCACGAAAAACAAAUUCAGUUACUGGAGCUUCGCGUUCCUGAGCAUCCUCUGACAAUGGCUUCCCAAACCCCCGGACACUUCAGCUACCAGCGUGCGCGAAAAUCUCUAUUGAUAAACUGUGCCUUGGGCACCCAAUUGGAGGUCUUACAGCUGCGCAUGCAAAACAAGAAACCAAUGAGCGCACAGGAGUUUAGCAAUGGGUUUCUGAAUUGUGGCAAGACUCUUAUGUUACAUUUUACGCAAAAUAAACAAUCUGCUUUUUGUUAACAAA